Cucurbita pepo subsp. pepo (vegetable marrow) is the source of this 624-nucleotide messenger RNA. RefSeq lists its product as uncharacterized. The record is from RefSeq and is a predicted model, not a curated record. Lineage: Eukaryota; Viridiplantae; Streptophyta; Magnoliopsida; Cucurbitales; Cucurbitaceae.
AUGGGGAAUGCAAUGUCUCCAUGUCUUAUACCCCCUUCCAUUACCAAACGCCACCGCUCCUCCGCCGUGAAGCUCAUAUUCUCCAGCGGGCCCACCAGAAUCCUCGCCGGAAGCCACCACUUCGCCGGAGAGAUCAUGUUCCAAUUUCCCGACAUGAUAGUCUGCCACGCUGACUCCUUCUUCAUCGGCCACCGAAUUCCAUCCUUAGCCAUUGAAGACAAGCUUCUCGCCGGCGAAACCUACUUGGUUCUCCCCAUAGACCGAUUCUCCUUGAACGAUGUUCUCUCAACGUCGUCGCUCGCUGCCAUCGGCGCCGGGAAUGAGGCGGCGGAGAAAUUCUCGAGUUCGUGUCCGUUUGAGUACGUCCGAGGGCGGAAUGGGAAAGCGCUGAUUAAGGUCAUGCCGGAGUUUAUUGUUCGGUUGGUUUCUCCUGGCGGCGCGUACGGCGGAGAGGGUGGUGGGUUUUUGUGUAGCACGCCGGAGUUGAAGAAGCAUUACGAUCAACUCGUCGGAACAUCGAAGGGGCAGGUUUGGUCGCCGUCGUUGGAGACUAUUUCGGAGUAUAAAAUUAGGUAUUCGCCCUGUAGAUUUGUUGGGAUUAAAGUUAAACAAAAGGAAGGCUAA